This is a messenger RNA of Entrophospora sp. SA101, 402 nucleotides long. NCBI's taxonomy places the organism in Eukaryota, Fungi, Glomeromycota, Glomeromycetes, Entrophosporales, Entrophosporaceae. The record is from the annotation of a GenBank genome assembly.
AUGAUUAAUACUGACCGUGCUCUUGGAACUACAUUAUCUCAUAAUAUUUCAAAAUACCAUGGCGAAGCUGGUUUACCAGAUGAUACGAUUCAUGUUAAACUCGAUGGUUCUGCAGGGCAAUCAUUUGGUGCAUUCUUGGCUCCUGGUGUCACAUUGGAAUUGGAAGGUGAUGCGAAUGAUUAUGUCGGUAAAGGUUUAUCUGGUGGAAGAGUAGUUGUUUAUCCACCAAAAGUUUCAAAAUUCAAGUCAGAAGAAAAUAUUAUCGUUGGGAAUGUAUGUUUAUACGGAGCAACAUCUGGUCAAGCAUUUUUUCGUGGUAUUGCAGCUGAACGUUUUUGUGUACGUAAUUCUGGUGCUGUAGCAGUUGUUGAAGGAGUGGGUGAUCAUGGAUUGGUGGAAUAG